UCAGCUGCCAGCUGUAAGGCUCGUGUGGUGUUAGAGGGGCAGGCUGGUGUGAAUACAGGCUCCAGGCCCUCCUGGCUGUGUGACCUUGGCCAGGUCACUAUACCUACCUGAAGAGCCGUUUAUCUCCACAGGCUUCUGUCAGAGGAUGCAGCUCGCUGCUCUCUGCUGCCAGCUAUCUCCCAGCACUAUGGCCUUCAGCGGCAAAUUCGAAUUUGAGAGUGAGAAGAAUUAUGACGAGUUCAUGAAGCGCCUGGGCCUUCCAGGAGAUGUGAUUGAAAAGGGACGUAACUUCAAGAUCAUCACAGAGGUCCAGCAGGAUGGACAAGACUUCACCUGGACCCAGUCUUAUGCUGGGGGCAACAUUAUGACCAACAAGUUCACCAUUGGCAAAGAAUGUGAAAUGCAGACCAUGGGGGGCAAGAAGUUCAAGGCCACUGUGAAGAUGGAGAAUGGGAAGGUGGUGGCAGAUUUCCCCAACUAUCACCAGACCUCGGAGAUCGUGGGUGACAAGUUGGUGGAGAUCUCCACCAUUGGGGGUGUGACCUAUGAGCGCGUAAGCAAGAGGCUGGCUUGAGCCACAAGGCUGGGCUCUGAAGGGCUGCAACCCACCAAUAAAAGUGCUCCAUG
This is a messenger RNA of Peromyscus californicus insignis, 627 nucleotides long. It is a transcript of the gene Fabp6, whose product is annotated as fatty acid binding protein 6. The coding region runs from base 146 to 574 and encodes 142 amino acids. The record is from RefSeq and is a predicted model, not a curated record. Gene Ontology annotation, biological process: fatty acid transport. Gene Ontology annotation, cellular component: cytosol; nucleus. The transcript is spliced from 5 exons. Lineage: Eukaryota; Metazoa; Chordata; Mammalia; Rodentia; Cricetidae. Gene Ontology annotation, molecular function: fatty acid binding.